UUCCUUGGACCUCUUCAGUAGCCGGUACAAUGCGCACCUUCACGCCUGUCCUGCUAGUAGCCGCUGUCGCCGCCAUCGCCUCGGCGCAGUCCAGCUCGACGACAACAACGGCCUCGCUGGCGUCUGCGCCGGGGUCGGGAUCGGCGUCCAUGUCGGCAGAGCUCGCGGCCAUCCCCGAGUGCAACACGACACAGCUUAACGCGGGCGAAACAAUUCUGACGUCGAACCAGCGCGCCGAGCAAUGCGAGGAGGCGCUGGGCUUACAAUCGGGCACAAUGCUGCAAGUCACGACGGCCGAUGCCACCCAGAUUUGUGACACUACGUCCUGCAAGGCCGCGCUGCAAGAGCUGUACAACGAACUACCCAACUGUCGCUACAACCUCUGGGGUCUACAAUACUCGGCCCAGAAGCUGCUCGAGUACUGCGGUAUCACACCCUCCAGUACGACCGACUCAUACGCCAACAGCGGCUCUGUUGGCUGGAGCGUCAGCUCGGGCUCGGCCUCAUUCGCACCUGUGGGAGGAACGGACGCCCCCUCCACGGCCAGCAGCACAGCUUCGGACAGCUCCGCAUCGACUGCGGGAUCCAGUGCUGCGACUACAACGACCGCCGUCUCGACCGUAUUGGCGGCCACCGUAAGCGUCGUCGCUGCUUACUUGGCCUAAGUCCUCAAGACGCAUGACUGACGAGCAUUUCGUCUGCUCCUUCGUGCUCUCAUCAAGCAACAUUUUCGUGAUAGCAAUGAGCACUGUUGGAUUUUAAAACUAACACGAAUAACUUUUAUUGGGU
This is a messenger RNA of Phytophthora infestans T30-4, 789 nucleotides long. RefSeq lists its product as uncharacterized. Gene Ontology annotation, cellular component: extracellular region. The record is from RefSeq and is a predicted model, not a curated record. The transcript has a single exon. The coding region runs from base 30 to 665 and encodes 211 amino acids. NCBI's taxonomy places the organism in Eukaryota, Oomycota, Peronosporomycetes, Peronosporales, Peronosporaceae.